Ipomoea triloba (trilobed morning glory) is the source of this 1451-nucleotide messenger RNA. RefSeq names its product aldehyde oxidase GLOX1-like. The record is from RefSeq and is a predicted model, not a curated record. The transcript is spliced from 2 exons. The coding region runs from base 1 to 1227 and encodes 408 amino acids. Lineage: Eukaryota; Viridiplantae; Streptophyta; Magnoliopsida; Solanales; Convolvulaceae.
AUGGGCAUUGAAGUUUUUAUUUUUACCCCAUACAUCUGUAAUCUUGUACAGAGAAGUAUCAUUNAUGCUUCUCAACAAAUGUUGGAAAAUGGUGAUAUUAUCGUGGUGGGAGGGAGAAGAUCUCCCAACUAUGAAUUUAUCGUGCCAGAUCAGCUUAAAUUCCCGAACAAACAGUUUCCGCUUCGGCUGCUCGUGGAAACCACCGACGGCCAUCUGGAGAAUAAUUUGUAUCCAUUUGUAUACCUUCUCCCCGACGGCAACGUCUUCCUCUUCGCCAACGAUCGCUCCAUUAUUUUCAACCCUAGAACCGGACGGACCAUUCGGGAGCUCCCCAAGCUGCCAGGGGGAUCCCGGAACUACCCGGCGUCGGGGCAAUCGGCGCUCCUUCCUCUCAAGCUCACGCCGAAUACCAAAGCAAAUGAUUUUGUGAAGGCGGAGGUUUUGGUUUGCGGCGGCAAUACACACGAAGCCUUCAAGGUAACGGAGAGACCACCGAGACAAUUCCCGCCGGCGUUGAAGGAUUGCGGCAGAAUUGUUGCGAAUCAAGUAGGGGCACAGUGGGAAAUUGACGAGAUGCCGUCGAGGAGGGUUAUGGGAGAUAUGUUGAUUCUCCCCAACGGGGAUCUCCUCCUUCUUAAUGGCGCACAAACAGGGACCGCGGCGUGGGACGCGGCUGAGGAGCCGAAUUUCACGCCGGUGCUUUAUAGCCCUAAUAAACCGAAAGGGAGUAGGUUUACUCAGUUGAAGCUUACAAGAAUCGCCAGAAUGUACCAUUCUUCUUCUGGGGUUAUGCCCGAUGGUAAGAUCUUAGUAGCAGGAAGUAACACCCACGCUACCUACGAUUUCAGAGCCAAAUACCCAACCGACAUGCGCGUCCAGAAAUUCUCGCCGCCGUACUUAGCCCCCGCACUGCAAAAGUUCCGCCCGGAGAUUUUGGACAUUACCCCAAAGCAAUUGGUUUAUGGACAGAAUUUCAAGAUUAAUAUCAGGCUAGAUGUUCCCGCGGACAUAUCCGGUAUUAAGGUUACCAUGUAUCCGCCGCCUUUCACCACUCACGGAUUCUCUCAGGGCCAAAGGAUGCUCAUUUUGGGACUCACCUCUGUGGCCAACAAGACCAUCUCUGCCGUGGCGCCGCCCUCUGGCAAGCUCGCACCACCAGGCUACUACUUGAUCUUUGUUGUGCAUCGUGGCGUACCCAGCAAGGGAAUGUGGGUGCAUAUUAAAUAGAAUACAUGGAAUAGAAGAUGCCCGCACGGGUUGGGCUCAUAUUUUUAAGACUGAGUCAUUGUGUUAUCGUGAUUUACAUCCACUCACAUGUUCUAUUGAGUCGGGGUGUGAGAAGCAUAGAAUAGAAGAUGGGCAUUGAAGUUUUUAUUUUUACCCCAUACAUCUGUAAUCUUGUACAGAGUACCAUAUAAUAAUAUAUAGAGAAUCAACAUUUUCGAUAAGUA